Messenger RNA from Symbiodinium necroappetens, 612 nucleotides. The record is from the annotation of a GenBank genome assembly. NCBI's taxonomy places the organism in Eukaryota, Dinophyceae, Suessiales, Symbiodiniaceae.
AUGUAUGGAGGCUAUGGAGGCGGCAUGUACGGCCGUUCCAUGUACGGCGGCUACGGGGGCAUGGGCAGCAUGUAUGGUGGCUACGGGGGCAUGUACGGCGGGGGGAUGUAUGGAGGAAUGAUGGGCGGCAUGGGCAUGGGCAUGGGAAGCAGCUAUGCAGAGAGCAUGUUUCACAUGACCCAAAUGCUGGAGAUGAACAGCAUCAUGCUCGAACAGCUUCAGGAGCAUGUGACAACGACUUUCUACCGGCUUCGAGAUGUUGGCGAGUGGAUCUGGGCCUUGAAGAGCACUGCGACCAAGUCGAAAGAGUUGCCGGCACCCGACCCCUCGAAGCCGAAAUCUACAGCAACGCCAUCCGAGGCCGCAGACGCUCCUGAGACGCCUUUGACCCCAUUCGCCUCAAGGGAGGACAAGGACAAGGAGAUCGACAGGAUAAAACGCAGGUUUAAGGCUCUGCUGGUCCUUUUCGGCUUCUUCCUGUUCUUGGUCUUCCGCGACAACAGGCGGCAACAAAGGCGGCUGCUGCAGCAAAGGAGCUGGUCGCAGAGUGCCGAUGGAGCCAUGAAUGCAGCUGCGACUGUCGCCACGGCUUUGCCGAUUGCUUUCGGCUGA